AUGGAUAAUACCAAGAGAUCCGCUUCGGGAACUUUCCGAUAUGAAUUGUAUAUAUGUACAUCGUUUUUUUUUUUUUCACACUAUCUAUCUAUCUAUCUAUCUAUCUAUCUAUCUAUCUAUCUAUCUAUCUCUUUGUAUAUGUAUAUAUCUAUCUAUAUAUCUGUUUAUCAGUCCCUUCUUAUCUAUCUAUCUAUCUAUCUAUCUAUCUAUCUAUCUAUCUAUCUAUCUCACUCAUGUCUUCUGUUCAUAUCUAUCUAUCUAUCUAUCUAUCUAUCUAUCUAUCUAUCUAAAUAUAUAUAUAUAGAAACACAAAGAGAGAGUGAGAGAGAGCAAGAGAAAGUGAGAGAUUUGUUCAUAUCUAUCUAUCUAUCUAUCUAUCUAUCUCACUCAUCUAACUCUAAAUCUGUUCAUAUCUAUAUAUCUGUCUCUCUCUCUACCUGUGUAUCUGAAUCUGUUUCUAUCUAUCUAUCUAUCUAUCUAUCUAUCUAUCUAUCUAUCUAUCUAUCGAUUCAUUGCAAAUAA
Messenger RNA from Acanthosepion pharaonis, 522 nucleotides. NCBI's taxonomy places the organism in Eukaryota, Metazoa, Mollusca, Cephalopoda, Sepiida, Sepiidae. The record is from the annotation of a GenBank genome assembly.